AUGCUAAUGCUUCAUUUCCAUGUCUUUUGUGUCCUCUCUUUAUUUUCUACCCACAGACCGGAGGUAAGACGUCUAAUAAUUUAUCAUACCCGUAUUAUCAUCGGGCAACUGAAAUGUCACACUAAGAAAAAAAUAUUCUUUUUGCAGAGAAAAUCUAAAAUCUCAGCCUCUCGCAAGCUCAUGUUAAAGAGCUUGAUGGUCGCCAUGGCCAAGGAGGAGCUGGAGCAGGAGCUGGAAGAAAAAGAGGAACAGAAGACCAAGUACCUGGAAGAAAAAUCUCCUCCUAUACAGACCAGUGGCAUGUCCUUGGUAGAGCUAAAGACGUUAUGUGAAGAGCUGCAUGCCAAAAUAGACGUGGUGGACGAGGAGCGGUACGAUAUUGAAGCCAAAGUCUUGCACAACAACAGAGAGAUCAAAGACCUGAACAUCAAGGUACUGGAUCUGCGAGGGAAGUUCAAGAGACCCAACCUGAGAAGGGUGAGGGUCUCUGCUGAUGCCAUCCUGCGAUCACUGCUGGGCUCCAAACACAAGGUCUCUUUGGAUCUGCGAGCAAAUCUUAAAUCAGUCAAGAAGGAGGACACAGAAAAGGAGAAGACGGUGGAGGUGAGUGACUGGAGGAAGAAUGUGGAAGCCAUGUCGGGCAUGGAGGGCCGCAAGAAGAUGUUUGAUGCAGCAGCGGGCCCCAACCAGUAAA
Morone saxatilis (striped sea-bass) is the source of this 694-nucleotide messenger RNA. RefSeq names its product troponin I, slow skeletal muscle-like. Gene Ontology annotation, cellular component: troponin complex. Gene Ontology annotation, biological process: muscle contraction. The record is from RefSeq and is a predicted model, not a curated record. The transcript has 5 exons. Bases 1 to 693 code for a protein of 230 amino acids. NCBI's taxonomy places the organism in Eukaryota, Metazoa, Chordata, Actinopteri, Moronidae.